Molecule: messenger RNA, 1995 nt
Organism: Engraulis encrasicolus (European anchovy)
Lineage: Eukaryota; Metazoa; Chordata; Actinopteri; Clupeiformes; Engraulidae
Gene: mul1
Product: mitochondrial E3 ubiquitin protein ligase 1b
Exons: 6
Coding region: 295-1353 (352 amino acids)
Biological process (GO): protein ubiquitination; organelle organization
Cellular component (GO): mitochondrion
Molecular function (GO): ubiquitin-protein transferase activity
Source: RefSeq, a predicted model, not a curated record
GUCAGAUUUGUUUUGGACUGGAGUUAGCAUUAGCAAACGUGUGUGUCCUCUCCUCUGACAGCUCGUCUAGAAUAGACAAUUACCAAUUGCGUAAUAUAACUUUUGCUGGCAGUCAUUUGUCUUUGAAUGUGAGUGUCGUAGAACAGCAAAAAACUGGAGCACUUCAUGGUGCAUCGAACACGACGCGGUGUAAACCCCCCUCCCCAAACAACCUGCCUGGCUAGCUAACUUGACAUUUCCCCCAGAAACUACUGUAAGUUUACAUUCAUUUGAAAACUAUAGGACAAAUGACAGAUGGAGUCCAGUGGCAAGCCGUCUACUGCUCAAAUAAUUCUACUGGCAACCAGUUCCGCAGUCACAGCGUUGCUGUACUCCGUGUAUAAGAAGAAGGCAGCCACGGUACACAGACUGAAGGAGGCCAAGAAAAUCUCUUUGGAGCAGGACUUGAAAGAACUCCUCAGCGACGCUCCGGGGAAAUGCGUACCAUAUGCUGUCAUAGAAGGGGUGGUGAGGUCUGUGAAAGAGACACUCAGCAGUCAGUUUGUUGACAACUGCAAAGGCGUGAUCCAGAGACUGACUCUUCGGGAGAAGAAGAUGGUGUGGAAUCGCACAACUAAACAUUGGAAUGAUCGUGAGAAGAUCAUCCACCAGCGCACCAACACCGUGCCCUUCGACCUCUGCUCGCAUGACGACGAGGUGUCUGUGUGCGUGCGAGUGGUGCGGCCCCUGGACGCCUGGGAGAUGAACCUGGAGACCACCUACGAGACCUUCCACCCCAGCUUCCAGUCGCUGGGCAACGUGAUCGGCCACUUUAUCAGCGGCGAGCGGCCGCAGGGCAUCCGGGAGACAGAGGACAUGCUGCGUCUGGACGAGAACGUGACUGGCGUCGGGGAGCUCGUGCUGGACAACAACCUCAUCAAGCUGCAGCCGCCCAAGCAGGGCUACCACUACUUCCUGAGCCGUGAGGGCUACCCCGCCCUGCUGGCCACCCAGGAGCGCAGCGCCCGCGUCUGGAGGGUGCUGGUGGGCCUGUGUGGGCUGGCCACCACCGCCGCGCUGGUCUACAUCCUGUGGCGGCAGUGGAAGCUGCUCCGGCAGCAAAGGAAGGAGCGCAGCGUGCUGGAGGAGUUCAAGGAGGUGCAGAGGAGGCGCAUGCAGGAGCUGGAGGUGGGGGAGGAGGACGUGCCCGCGGGGGCCUGCAGCGUCUGCCUCAGCGCCCAGCGCACCUGCGCCUUCCUGGAGUGCGGCCACGUCUGCACCUGCGAGCCCUGCUACCAGGCCCUGCCGCAGCCCAAGAAGUGUCCCAUCUGCCGGGCACCCAUAGACCGGAUGGUGCCCCUCUACAACAGCUGAGCUGGACGUACUGACCAAUGACAAGGAAUCUGAGAAAGGCCGAAACCAACGUAUCUCCUGCCAAAAUCCGAAAGAAAGAACAUCAAAAAAGAAAGAAAUUGUAAGGAAUGUGCAAACGUGAUGAAAAUAUCCACUUUUUUGUUCAUCACCUGGGAAAGCGCACAAAUUGAAAGUCAACUGAAAUGACUGAAUCUAAACGUUAGGACUAUGGUUACUGGGGGUUAUGAGCAUGCAAGUGAGAGAGCAUAUACUGUAUAUGUAUGUCAGUUUGCUGAGUUCUGUAUGUUGAGCUUUUCAUUGUGUAAAAGCUCAUAGAACCUGGUUUUCUGUAAAAGUGCACUUUGUGUUUCGUUUACGAUUGUCCUCAGAAGAUUUGAAUCGAGGGAUGUGUUGCUCCUUUUUAAUGUGUAUUUGUAAAAAAAAAAAAUCUGCUACGUGUAUUUUAAAGGAACAAGCUGGAGAAGAGAAAGUUGAUUUGGGUACAGCUGAAAGACAUGUCCAACACUUUCUCAUCUCAUGCCUUAACAUGUUUGUUAUUGAGCAGUUGUUGCCUUGGUUGAAUGUUUUUUUUCUCUCUGCGCUGUGAGUGUUGGUCUUUUUUAAAGGCUAUUCUAUGAACAAUUAAAUAACACAAUGAAUGAA